CUCGGGCCUGCUCUUCGCCAUGCGCGCCGGUGCGCGGCUCAAUGCCGCUUGCGGCCUCUGUCCAUGGCGGCGCGCGCGCCCACACGCGUCUGCGCCAGGCCGCCGCGUGCCCUCGUGAGCGUGAGAGGCAAGAAGACGACGACGACGCUCAAGGGCGAUGAGCUGCCCCAGGGUCCCAUCGCCGCCGUACCACUGGACGAGCCCGACGAGCAUGCUGGCCCCGUCUAUCCCACCGUCCUGCAGCAGGUGCGCAACAACAUGCGCAAGUUUGCCCAUUGCGUCGUCAUCACGCGCAUUGGCAACUUCUACGAGCUCUAUUUCGAGCACGCUGAAGAGUAUGGGCCCCUCCUCAACAUCAAAGUCUCCCGCAGAAGGACGGCCGCGGGGCCUGUCUACAUGGCCGGCUUUCCCUACUUCCAACUGGACCGCUUCCUCAAGAUCCUGGUCCAAGAUCUUAACAAGCACGUGGCUGUCAGCGACGAGAUCCGCAACAAUGCCUCGGAGAAGGUCAAGUCGGGUGGCCUGCUGUUUGAUCGAAAGGUCACCCGUAUCAUCUCUGCCGGGACCCUGAUAGACGAAAAGUUCAUGGACCCUUGGGAAAACAAUUACUGUCUCAGCAUAUACCACGAGCCCUUGACCGCUGAUCCACGGCCUGGCCCCGAUGACAGAGAGACAAAGGCCGCUCACCAAUCUGCCAAUGUUGGGCUCGCAUGGUUGGAUCUGUCUAGUGGUGAGUUCUUUACACAGAGCACAAGCCUAGCUGGCUUGUCCUCGGCCGUUGCACGUAUCGGACCGCGUGAAAUUGUUUUGGACAGCUUGAUGCGGAAUGCCAGUCCCUCUUCUCGCCUCAUCGACAUGCUCGAGGAAGAACAUCAUGUCAUUACUUUCCAAGAGCCACAGGAACACAAGACGACACUGGAUGAUUGGGUGCCAUUACUCACAACCGGUGCCCCUGACUUCAAAACGGCAAUAUUUCCCCAAGUCGAAUCCACAGCCGCAGCUUCUCUUUUGCAGUACGUUCACACACAGCUUCAAGGUUCCGGGAUCACGCUGCAACCGCCGGUUCGACGGCAGGCGAGUGAGUAUAUGAGCAUCGAUAGGAACACGCUGCGAGCAUUGGAACUCCGAAGCACCUUGAGAGAGGGAAAAUACGAGGGCAGCCUUCUUCAUGCAAUCAGACGGACGGUGACUAAGAGUGGGACGAGAUUGUUGUCCGAAAGACUGGUAUCCCCUUCGAUGUCGUUGGAAACCAUCAAUGGCCGCUUAGAUCUCGUCACAAAGUUUCUAGAAGAUGCGGCGCUUCGUCAAAACUUGGUUGCACUAUUGCGCCGAACGUUCGACUCGCGCCGCCUUUUGCAGAAAUUUUCUAUGGGCAGAGGUGAUGCAGAUGAUCUAUUAGAACUGUCUAAAACAAUUCAGUCUACCUUAGAUAUUGCGCGGCUUUUGAAGGACGAAGCAUCCUCGGAUCCGAAAACAACAGGGUCAUCAUUACUGCGCUUGUCGGAUCGUCUGUCCUUGAAAGAGCCAUCCCGAUUGGCAACGCGCAUAUUAGAAGCUAUUGACGAGGAGGGCCUUACCGAACAGCAUCGUCUCGAAGAUGACGAAGCAGCUGCAGUUACCGUUCUGGCAGUGGAAGUAUUGAACGAAGAGGGCGAAGAUGAACAAUCUGCCGCUAUCUCCAAAAGGGCCAAAGCUAAAGCAAACGGCAAGUCAGACUGCCAAAAGUCUAAUGACACUAGCUGCUCGGACGUCUGGACAAUGAGGCGAAGUGCGAGCACAACAUUGAAAAGAUUGCAUAAAGCGUUGGAUGAACUGGUGUCUCAGCGAGAAGACCUUGCUGCACGCCUUAGAGACGAGACAGGAUCUUCAACUUUAACAUUGAGAUGGACUCCCGGACUGGGACAUAUAGUUCAUGUCAAGGGGAAGGGAGGCUCGGUAGCCGACUUGUCUUCUGUACGAAGUGUUGGUUCAAGCAGGUCCACUCGCUCGUACCACCUGCCAGAAUGGACCCAUUUGGGAAAUCAAAUGGAAGAGGCCAAGCUGCGCAUCCGCGCUGAAGAACAGAGGGUUUUCGUCGAACUAAGAGCAAAGGUCAUUCGUAACCUUGUCAGGCUUCGACGCAAUGCGGCGAUUUUGGAUGAACUCGACGUCUCCUGCUCCUUUGCGACAUUGGCUGAAGAGAAGGGCCUGAUACGGCCAAUCCUAGACAACAGCACUGCACACAAUAUCGUUGGUGGCAGGCAUCCAGUGGUAGAAAGCAGCCUAUUAGAACAAGGCAGAAGCUUUACAUCUAACAGUUGUAGUGUCGGGGGUGACAAGCGCAUUCUCCUCAUUACAGGCCCCAACAUGGCUGGUAAAAGCACAUUCUUGCGACAGAACGCCUUGAUUUCAAUUCUGGCACAGACAGGCUCCUUCGUUCCGGCAGAUUAUGCAGAGAUCGGUCUGGUGGACCAGAUCUUCAGUCGUGUCGGGUCUGCCGACAAUCUCUAUCAGGACCAAUCUACGUUCAUGGUAGAAAUGCUGGAGACAGCUGACAUUCUCAAGCAGGCUACGCCUCGCUCCUUUGUGAUCAUGGAUGAGGUCGGCCGGGGCACAACACCCGAAGACGGAAUCGCCGUCGGCUAUGCCUGUUUGCAUCACCUUUACAAUAUCAACCAGUGCCGGACGCUCUUCUCAACACAUUUCCAUAAACUCGCUGAUAUGACUAGCGGGUUUGAGAAACUGGCGUGCUACUGCACGGACGUUGAAGAAGAGGAUGAUGGUUCUUUUACCUACGUGCACAGGCUGAGAAACGGCACCAACAGGAAAUCGCAUGCGUUGAAGGUCGCUCGAGUUGCUGGACUCCCAGAAGAAGCCAUCAAAACUGCGGCAGCAGCGCUUAAGGACUUGGAGCUCCAGUCACAAGUCAACACGGACUAAGCUCACUGGAAGCAAUGCAGCCUCGUUUAUCGUGCCGACACUUGUUGCUGUCUCUACUCAUUGGAACACCCAUGCCAUUGCCUCCCGAGCCAAUGGCCAGGUGCGUACAGCACAACCAAACUGUACCGAUUCGCUACUCUAGUGGUUCUCGGGACCGGGCUGUUGUGCUAUGUUACCUGCCUCAAUUAAAAUGCACUUGGAGCUAGAUGACGCUAUCUAGUCAAAAAGCGAUGCAUUAACGGUGAAUGUAAAAUUGCUAAUGCAUGUGGUUGACUGCACGGAGACCUGGGCACCAUAAAUAUAUUCAUUGGCC
Messenger RNA from Aplosporella prunicola CBS 121167, 3232 nucleotides. RefSeq lists its product as uncharacterized. Gene Ontology annotation, cellular component: nucleus. The record is from RefSeq and is a predicted model, not a curated record. Gene Ontology annotation, biological process: mismatch repair. Bases 64 to 2919 code for a protein of 951 amino acids. Gene Ontology annotation, molecular function: mismatched DNA binding; ATP-dependent DNA damage sensor activity; ATP binding. The transcript is spliced from 10 exons. Lineage: Eukaryota; Fungi; Ascomycota; Dothideomycetes; Botryosphaeriales; Aplosporellaceae.